Exophiala dermatitidis NIH/UT8656 is the source of this 1321-nucleotide messenger RNA. RefSeq lists its product as uncharacterized. Gene Ontology annotation, molecular function: histone binding; chromatin binding. Gene Ontology annotation, cellular component: nucleus; chromatin. The record is from RefSeq and is a predicted model, not a curated record. The transcript has 3 exons. Bases 94 to 1107 code for a protein of 337 amino acids. NCBI's taxonomy places the organism in Eukaryota, Fungi, Ascomycota, Eurotiomycetes, Chaetothyriales, Herpotrichiellaceae. Gene Ontology annotation, biological process: nucleosome assembly.
GGCUUCUUUCUUGAACCGAAGUUGACCUGUAGACAAUCAACACGAAACAUCUUAAUUUUACAAUAUUCCGUUCAGAAUAUAGCACCAAAAGCCAUGGCUACCGAUACAGAAGACGUUACCACUCUCUUCGCGGAACUUGGAGACCUGGAAAAAGACUUUGCACAGGUCGAACUCGAUGCCUUGAGAAGGAAAGAGUUUGCCCUCAAACCUCUCUACUCGAAGCGCAAAGAGCUGCUCGACAAAAUCCCCGACUUCUGGCCUACCGUCUUCGGCAAUGGACCGGAGGAAAUCCAACAGUUCUUGUCGCCAGAUGACCUUGCUCUGAUUUCCGCAAUCAAAUCCUUCUCCGUGGAGCGAUAUCAAAUUGAGUCGGAAACCGCUGGCGAGCCUCGCAGUCUGCGAUUCACCUUCGAAUUUGCCGAGAACGACUUCAUAGAGGAUACCAAGUUGGUCAAAGAGUUUGAGUACAAGCCUCGGGAUGAUGGCCCUGGUAGUUUGGUGUCCAAACCAGUCGCGAUCAAAUGGAAGAACAAGCGGCGGGACGUCACCCACGGCUUGCUUGAUGCGGCCGUCGAACUUUACCAAGCAGAAGAAGCCCUGAAGCUGAAGAAUGGGGAGAACGAAAUCGACAUUGUCGAGCGGGAGUCGUUGUGGCAGCAUGAAAAGUUGCGCGAAAAGAUGGCCAAGCUGGACGAGAGCCCCGAGCUGGAACCAAGCUUCUUCAACUGGUUCGGCUUCCGCGGCGCCGUCAAAACUCCCCAACCCAAACCAGCUGUUGCGGAGAACGGAGCCAACGGGGCGGAUGAGGACGACGAAGACGACGAAGAUGAAGAGCCAAUGUUGGAAGUCGAGAUCUUCCCGGCUGGUGAAGAGGUUGCCAUCGUCCUUGCAGAGGAACUUUGGGCAGAUGCCAUGGAUUAUUUCAUGUCUGCUCAAGAAGGAUCCGACUCAUCCUCCGAGGUCAAUGAGAUUGUCGACGACGACGAGGAAUCCUCGGAUGAUGACGCCCCGGAGUUGGUUGAGGGCGAAAUCACCACCGAGGUCCAGGAAGUGGAAGAAGAGGAUGCGAAGGAUGACAGACCGAAGAAACGCCAGCGCAAAGACUGAACGUUUGCUGCCUUCCAUUUCCACCUUCCCACAUGUAAUAUCAGUUGUGUGACCGAAUAAGAACCUGUUUCAAGUUUGCAUCUUUUUAAGCCGUCGGGUCAUCCUUUGUGUCUCUCGCAGCCAUUUUCUCGAGUCUUUCCUGCCUUUAGUAAAUUUCGCGGGUUUAUUUCCCACACCUUUUCAAAGCACAAUAACCAAAAUCAGCAGUAUAAUC